Messenger RNA from Physella acuta, 977 nucleotides. RefSeq lists its product as uncharacterized. Lineage: Eukaryota; Metazoa; Mollusca; Gastropoda; Physidae. The record is from RefSeq and is a predicted model, not a curated record.
AAUUUCAAAAUGGAGGAGUUUAUCCCAGGAAACCAUGAGGCCGAAAUCUGCUAUGGAGGUGAAGCUGACUUACAUAAGCAUUGCGCAGACUGUAAGAAGAAUCCAGGUCAUGUCAACUUUAUACCUGUCAAUGAUUUUAACUUGGAUCAUCUCCCCUCACGUUACCGUGACGUCAUCAUGUUGGAGCUGAUCAAAACUUUGUCUGCCCUAACGGUCCUGAUAAAGGUCAAGUACACCAGUCUAGAGAGACCAAAGUCUGUUCCAUGCUUCAGUGGUCAGUAUCCAUUUUAUAACACCAGAGGAAGUGACGUGUUGAGGACAGGGACGGGGAGGGUGUGUGAGGUGUACAAGUAUACAAGAAAUGACAUAUGGGGCACUUGUCCAUGUGGCAAGUGUCAACACUCGGACACACCCAGCAAAGUGUGGGGGGAGGUUUGUAUUUUAACGGCAACGCACGUGGUGUUUGAUGACAGUGAGGCGAGACAGACCAGUUGCAUUUUAGGAUUUGAUGACAACAAAAAUCCUGGAAUUCCACUCAACGUUAUGAAAGUGGAAAGGGCAGAUGUCGAAAAAAGACAGGUGUAAGUUAGCUUACGUCACAUGUGACUUGGCGUUACUUGACCAUCUGGGUAAAUUAGGAGAGAAAUUUAGAGAUUUGCGUUAUGAAGUCAAAAUCAAAUACGGGAACAUGAAUAACAGGCUGGUUGUUAUUUCGUCACAUCCCCACGGGUGUCCGAAGAUGGUCAGCAUUGGGCAGUGGUUCCACAGACACGAGAGGUCAGGUUUGACCAGCAAGUACACCUACAGCACAUGCACGUGCUCAGGGUGCAGUGGGGCGACUGUUUACAUGCUGGCUCAUGGCGGGCUGUACUGGUGGUCACACACACACAGUGGAACAAACUCUCUGGGUAAUUAUAGUGGGGAGCUGUUGGUCAGAGAGUUGUAAGUCUGCAAUCACAACUCUCUCCCGUUGACUA